This is a messenger RNA of Larimichthys crocea (large yellow croaker), 1634 nucleotides long. RefSeq names its product arf-GAP with dual PH domain-containing protein 2. The transcript is spliced from 11 exons. Gene Ontology annotation, cellular component: cytoplasm; plasma membrane; intracellular membrane-bounded organelle. Lineage: Eukaryota; Metazoa; Chordata; Actinopteri; Sciaenidae. Bases 212 to 1351 code for a protein of 379 amino acids. Gene Ontology annotation, molecular function: phosphatidylinositol bisphosphate binding; GTPase activator activity; phosphatidylinositol-3,4,5-trisphosphate binding. Gene Ontology annotation, biological process: heart development; positive regulation of GTPase activity. The record is from RefSeq and is a predicted model, not a curated record.
UUUCUGGACCUCAGUGUUUGUGUGCAGAACAAUAAACUUCAUGAUGCCGUGCUGGUAAGAGGAAAUGCAGCUGCUGGUCACUGUAACCUGGCACAGAGCUCUGUAAGCGUUCAGUGUGUGGACGAGUCAGCAUGGACUUCAUACCUGUACGUGGCUCCUCUGCUGGGACUCAGCUGUCAGUCUGACUGACCGACACAAACCACCUUCACCGAUGGCCAGCCUGGAGAGAAAUAACAAGCUGCUGAUCGAACUGGUGCAACAGCCGGGCAACAACUCGUGUGCUGACUGUGGAGCUCCUGAUCCGGACUGGGCCUCGUACACUCUCGGUGUCUUUGUGUGCCUGAACUGUUCGGGGAUGCAUCGUAAUCUGCCUGCUGUCAGCAGAGUGAAAUCCAUACGCCUGGACCGCUGGGAGGAUUCACUGGUCGAGUUCAUGCGUGAGACGGGAAACUCUGCAGCCAAAGCCGUUUAUGAGAAGUGUGUUCCCGCCUUCUUCUACCGGCCUCAGCAGAAAGACUGCCUUGUUCUUAGAGAUCAGUGGAUUCGUGCAAAGUACGAACGAAGAGAAUUCACAGGAGAAAACAGCUACUUUCAGCAGGCGUACAGCUCAGACCUGUUUGAGUCAACGCUUUGGAAGAAGGGCAAAGACAACAAGCAGUUUCUCAAGAGGAUCUUCCUGCUGUCCCGGAAAGACUUCACCCUGCGAUACUUCAUUAAAGAGGAUUCCAAAGUUCCCAAAGCUGUCAUCUGCAUGAAGGACCUGAAUGCAGUUUUCCAGCCAGAGAAGAUCAAUCAUACGAAUGGUCUGCAGAUCUCCUACCUGCACGGCGAACGGAUGAGGAAUCUGUUUGUGUAUCACGAGAAUGGCCAGGUGAUGGUAGCCUUGUUCAACGCCAUCCGGGCGACUCGCUUGGCGUACCUCCAGAAGAAACAUCCCACUCUUCGAGAUAGUGACUUAAUACCUCAGAUAACAAGACACUGCCUGAAGGAGGGUUACAUGGAGAAAACUGGCCCAACGCAACGGGAGCCGUUCAAGAAGAGGUGGUUCACCCUGUGCUCCAUGAACAGGAAGCUGCUGUAUUUUAAAACUCCUCUGGAUGCCACAGAGCUCGGUGCUGCCUUCAUCGGCACGGAGAGCCACGGAUACUCUGUGUCAGAGAGCAGCCGGAGCUCGAGGGGAGGCCGGUGGCACUGCGGCAUCACGCUGCAGACUCCGGACAGGCAGUUUGUGUUCAUGUGUGAGCAGGCGCAGGACCAGAUGGAGUGGCUGGAGGCCCUCAGGAAGGUCAUCUCUCAGCCCAUGACCCCAGAGGACUACAGCAAUGAGGCCAACUUGGCGAGAGGGAAGUGACUGGAACACUUGGACCUGCUCAGACAAAACAGACUGAACUCACUUUAAAAGAUUCUCCUGAACGUGUCAGCGGGAUUUAACGAACUCUGUUCACUGCUGAGAGGUGGUGGACUACAAAGUGACACCACAGAGACGCAGUGUUGAUUCUUGAAAACAUGUAACAAAUAUUGUAUUUAUUAAUAAUAAGGAUGAGAUUUUAUGUUUUUGUUACUUUGUGUUUUUAUUUUGAUGUGUAUUAUCUGUUUAACUCAUUUUGCACAUUUUUAAACAAUUAGGUUAAUUU